GCUGGGACCUCCCUCCCCCCCAGACACGGUGCUGCAUGAGGGGCCGCAGGGGCGAUCGCAUGACCAUCAACAUCCAGGAGCACAUGGCCAUCAACGUGUGCCCCGGGCCCAUCCGGCCCAUCCGCCAAAUCUCUGACUACUUCCCCCGCCGGGGACCAGGACCUGAAGGGGGCGGUGGUGGAGGGGGCCUUGGGGAGGCCCCUGCUCGGCUGGCCCCCCUGGCCCUGGCCCCCCCUGCAGCCUUCCUGGGGGCCACCACGCCCGAGGAUGGAGCUGAGGUGGACAGCUAUGACUCGGAUGAUGCCACCACCCUGGGCACGCUGGAGUUUGACCUUCUCUAUGACCAGGCCUCCUGCACUUUGCACUGUAGUAUCCUCAGGGCCAAGGGCCUCAAGCCCAUGGAUUUCAAUGGCCUGGCCGACCCCUACGUCAAGGUGCACCUGCUGCCUGGAGCCUGCAAGGCCAAUAAGCUAAAAACGAAGACGCAGAGGAACACCCUGAACCCCGUGUGGAACGAGGACCUGACGUACAGCGGCAUCACGGAUGAUGACAUCAGCCACAAGGUGCUCAGGAUCUCCGUGUGUGAUGAGGACAAGCUGAGCCACAAUGAGUUCAUCGGAGAGAUCCGAGUACCCCUCCGCCGCCUCAAGCCUUCACAGAAGAAGCAUUUUAAUAUCUGCCUUGAGCGCCAGGUCCCGCUGGCGUCACCCUCUUCCAUGUCGGCCGCGCUGAGGGGCAUAUCCUGUUACUUGAAGGAGCUGGAGCAGGCGGAACAGGGGCCUGGGCUGCUGGAAGAACGAGGGCGCAUCCUGCUGAGUCUCAGCUAUAGCUCUUCACGCCGCGGGCUACUGGUGGGCAUCUUACGCUGUGCUCACCUGGCUGCCAUGGACGUCAAUGGCUACUCCGACCCCUAUGUCAAGACGUACCUGAGGCCAGAUGUGGAUAAGAAAUCCAAGCACAAAACAGGCGUGAAGAAGAAGACUCUCAACCCAGAAUUUAAUGAGGAGUUUUUCUAUGAGAUGGAACUCUCAGCUCUGGCCACCAAGACUCUGGAAGUCACAGUCUGGGACUAUGACAUUGGCAAAUCCAACGACUUCAUUGGGGGCGUGUCCCUGGGACCUGGUGCCCGGGGAGAGGCCCGGAAGCACUGGAAUGACUGUCUGCAGCAGCCAGACUCGGCCCUGGAGCGCUGGCACACCUUGACCAGCGAGCUGCCCCCUGCAGCCGGGGCUCUGCCCUCAGCCUGAGCUAGGCAAGCAGCUGCCCAGCACAGGCCCCUCAGGGCUGGGUCCAGCACCCAACCUUCGCACGAGUGUGUUGCACGUUUACACGGGGUGGAUGCCCCGCCCGCCCUGCACUACCUGUCUUAUUUCGUGAGAAUCUGUGACUGUGGGUCUGUCUUCUUGUGAGGGACUGUGGAGAUCUGUAUUCACAUAUGCAAACUUCCUCCUGCCUGACUCGCUACUACAUGCAAAUAUGCAAACCACCCAUCCUG
Molecule: messenger RNA, 1495 nt
Organism: Myotis daubentonii (Daubenton's bat)
Lineage: Eukaryota; Metazoa; Chordata; Mammalia; Chiroptera; Vespertilionidae
Gene: DOC2A
Product: double C2 domain alpha
Biological process (GO): exocytosis; regulation of calcium ion-dependent exocytosis; spontaneous neurotransmitter secretion
Cellular component (GO): extrinsic component of synaptic vesicle membrane; membrane; synapse
Source: RefSeq, a predicted model, not a curated record